AUGGCAACAGUUGUGAGUGGCUAUGCCUCUACUUUAGACUAUGAAGAAAAAGUAAAAGAGAUCUGCUACGCCUGCUUAGAAAAGACACUGUCAAGAAUCCCCAAGGAGGAUGAGAUUAUUUUCCUAGGAGACUUCAAUGCCAGGGAGCACUUCCAGGAACUCCUCAGCUGCAACAGCAAAGCUGAACCAGACAUUUCCAGCCACAUUCCCCAGAGUCCCAUCAGAGAAGACAUUGGGGAACCUCCUGCAAUGAUAGAGGUUCAAGAUGCCAUCGGGAUCCUUAAGAACAACAAGGCCACCGGUCCAGAUGGGAGGCCAGCUGAGAUUUUAAAGGAAGGUGGACCAGAGCUCCUGUACCACGUCCAUGCCCUCCUCAAGCAGCACCAGUCACAGUGUGUGUCCAUGGCCUUCAUCCUGCCGGAGGCUGAGAGCUGGACGCUGCCCACUGGCCAGGACAUCAGUCUCCUGUCUCUGCUGCUGUGUGCCAUCUGUCUCCUUGUCCUUCCGUCCUUCUCCGCCGUCAGCCAGGAGUCAGAUGAUUCAAAGCUUCUCCAGGUUUCCAUUCCCUCCACCCCACCCGUGUUUGCCAUCUUGGGGGGCACUCUCACUUUACCCUGCCUUGUGUCCCUAUCCCACCCGCCCCCUUCGCCCUCCACCAACGGCCGGCACAUCGUCCUCUCUCUGCCACGAGUCAAAUGGAGUGUCCUGUCCCAGGGCCAUGACACCGAGAUCCUGGUCGCCCGCGGUGACAGGGUGAAGGUCAGCGAGGCCUACAAAGAGAGAGCCUCCCUGCUGAACUACGCCUCCUCUCCGGCUGACCUCACCCUCCGGCUGGACGGCUUGAGACACAACGACACUGGCUUCUACCGCUGUGAAGUGCAGCAGGGCCUGGAGGACGCAGACGACGUGGUGCAGGUCAAGGUCAAAGGGGUGGUGUUCCACUAUCGUGAUGCUUCCAGUCGGUAUGCCUUCACCUUUGAGCGGGCCAGAGAAGCCUGCAAGGAGAUUGGGGCAAAAAUGGCCUCUCCAGAGCAGCUCCUGGCAGCCUACCACAGUGGAUACGAGCAGUGUGAUGCUGGAUGGCUCUCAGACAGCACUGUGAGAUAUCCCAUCCAGAUGCCAAGGGAAGGCUGUUUUGGGGACAUGGAUGGACUUCCAGGAGUGAGGAAUUAUGGGCAUUUAGAGCCUGAUGAGCUGUACGAUGUGUACUGCUAUGUGGAGAACAUUGAUGGCGAGGUGUUCCAUGGCUCCUCCCCUGAGCGUUUCACCCUAUGGGAAGCCAAGGCUUAUUGUCUGAAUAAGUGGGCGGAGCUAGCUACCACAGGUCAGCUGUACGCCGCCUGGAAUGACGGGCUGAACCACUGCAGUCCCGGGUGGCUGGCUGAUGGGAGCGUGCGGUACCCAAUUGUGACCCCCAGGGAGCGCUGCGGCGGGGGCGAGCCCGGUGUCAGAACCGUCUACCGCCACAGCAACCAGACGGGCUUCCCUGAAGCUCACACGCGUCAUGACGUGUACUGCUUCAGAAGCAACAGCAGCCCUCAUACAGAAUCCCCUCAGGUCAUCUUCGCCACAGACCCUGAGAACAUUGGGCAGGACAUGGUUCCUCUGACUAAUUCCCCGCAGGAGGUUGGUCUUAGCCAGGUGACUGUGCAGGGGGGCAGAGGGGAACAAGAUACCCACACAAUUGCCCCUCCUGUCCCAGAGACACAUGGGAUAGAAAAAGGCUUUGCGGGGGCACAGAGCCCAACGGUGGGCUACAACAAAGAGAUACCAUUAACUACGGACCCUCCUCCCUCAAUCGCAGCCCCCUUUCAACAUGUAGAGAACACAACUGCCAAGGACACCGGGGCAACGGUACAGGGUACCAGCUAUCAUCCCCUCCUUGAUGAAGAGCGAGGCUUGGUCCUCCAUGUUUCAGCUCAUGAGGAGUCUCAUAAAAGUCCAACAUCUUCUCCAGAGACGUUCCAAGCUACAACUCUCAGCGGAGAAUCUUCUUUGCUUACAACAGCUCCUGAUAACAUGGUGGGAAGGGUUUCAGAGAGCGGCACACCUUUAGCACCUCAUGGUAUUCCUGAGAGCAUCCAGGGGUCUGAAAAACUGAAUGCAUCUGGUGGCAAUAAAACAUACAAUGCAACUGAGAUGUAUGACAGCGAUACAGAUGUGCAUGUGGAAAGCAGCAUUUCGAAAGAGGACCACACCUCAGACCUACACUUGAAGCAUAAGGCCGAAACUGAAGCGGUGUAUCCAAAUGCCUCUGAGAGAUUCACAGGUAGGCUGGAGGAUGUCAGUGGUGCUGGUGUUGAAGAGACGUCCACGGUUGUUUCUCUGUCUCACAACCAGGAGCCCAACCUCCUCUCCAACGCCCAAACCUCAGACUUGGACAACACCACACUGAUGUACCCCACAACAGAGGACAUUUCUGAAAAGGAGGGUGCAAAUAUGCCUCCAGAUGAGACCAACUUCUUGCCACCAUCAUCUUCUAUCCAGAUGGGGGAGAGCGACGGCUCUGCUGAAGAAAUAGCUGAUCUGGUCACCCCAAACCCAGGGGCUAUGGACCCUUACACAGUUUCCACAAUGAUCCCUGCUUCUGAGUUUAGUUAUAAUUCUACUGAAGGUCAGUCCGGUGAGUUAAUGGAUGUCACAGCUGCCCCUGUUGGUCAUGAUGAGGAGAAAUCUGAAGGGGCUUCAGCAGAAAUGUCAGCUAAUGGUCUGGGAAGCUCCGCUGACCAGGAUGAAGACGUUGUUGACCCAAUGGGAAUCCUAACAGGAGAGACUGUCAUGGUCACCAGUGGCUCGGGCUCCAGACAAGAGGGAUCUGUUGGAGAGAAGGAACUGGUCACCUUAUUGCUGUCCACCAUCCCUGUAACCCUACCCCCCUUUACUUUGGAAGCAGAGGAAAAUGCCCAUAAAGAGUCCAUCACAGGGUCUGAACAUCUGGAAGAGGUCCUGCAUAAAGUGGAGCAGGAGGGAUUGGGGGAAAGUAUGGAGGUUUUGGUCAAUUCCAUACAGAAUACCACAGAGACAUCGUCAGGACAAGGGGAGGGUGAGUCUGAGGGGAGUGGACGGGAGGCGGGGGAGCCACAUUCUGGAAAGGAGGGCUCUGGUUCGGGCAAUGGAUCUGGUGAAUCCUCAGGCGAAAACUUCAACCAGGAAGUCCCAGAAGUCCCAGACACAACCCAAAGUCCCUCCAUGACCCACAUAACUGAGUCCAGCACUGGAGCGCCCUCUACAGGCAUAGAGAUCACAGUGCUCCCCAGUUUGAUCCUUACCUCCAAAUGGGAGACGGACACCCCCCCCACCGAGCUGCUGAAAUCUCGCGCCAAUCUGGAAUACAGUGGGGAACCACCUGCUCCUGAAGAACCUGAUGAGUUUGCCAACAAACAGGAGGUCACAUCAGAGGACCCCACCUCACCCCCACCUACAGAGGAACCAGAUGAGACAACGGUGCUAAUCCCAAACAUGGACAACUAUAAUGAGAUGAAUGUGACUGCUGCCACCCUAAACGCAAAGGAUUUUGAAGAGAGAGAGCUAAACAGUGCUAAUGCUACGACACCCAUGAGCACAUCACAUGUUCCAAGGACCAAAGAUCUUUCAGAUUCCUGCCUGGAGAACCCUUGUUUGAAUGGCGCUACUUGCAUCGAUGGCGGCUCACCACGGUGCAUCUGCCUGCCAACUUAUGGAGGUGACUUGUGCCAAACAGACCUGGAGGCAUGUGAGCCUGGCUGGGAGAAGUUUCAGGGUUCCUGCUACCAUCACUUCAGCCGGCGGCAGGGCUGGGAGGUGGCUGAGCAGCACUGCCGUCGGUGUGGAGGUCAUCUGACAUCCGUCAUGACCCCCGAGGAGCAGAACUACAUCAAUGACAAGUUUAAGGAGUACCAGUGGAUUGGACUGAAUGACAGAACCAUUGAAGGAGAUUUCCGCUGGUCAGAUGGGAACCCACUGCUGUAUGAGAACUGGUACAAAGGCCAACCGGACAGUUACUUCCUGUCUGGGGAGGAUUGUGUGGUGAUGGUGUGGCAUGAUGGCGGACGCUGGAGCGAUGUACCGUGUAAUUAUCAUCUCUCCUAUACCUGCAAGAAGGGCAUCUCUUACUGUGGCGAGCCUCCGGAGGUUCCCAACACUAAAUUGUUUGGUAAGAAGAAGUUGCUUUAUGAGACCAGCUCCAUGGUUCGGUACUAUUGUGAGGAGGGUUUCCUGCAGAGAUUUGACCCGGUCAUCAGAUGCCUGCCCAGCGGGAAGUGGGAGGAGCCUACGAUCCUCUGCACACCAGCCCGUCCAGUGGAGGAGGAGCAGGUGACGACGCCUCCUUCUCAGCAUGAGGAGGUCAUGCAGGCCACAGACAAAACCACUGACAAAGCUGCCCCACAGUUCUGGGACAUUAAAUGGACUUUCUAA
Molecule: messenger RNA, 4395 nt
Organism: Lampris incognitus (smalleye Pacific opah)
Lineage: Eukaryota; Metazoa; Chordata; Actinopteri; Lampriformes; Lampridae
Gene: bcan
Product: brevican
Exons: 16
Coding region: 1-4395 (1464 amino acids)
Biological process (GO): cell adhesion
Molecular function (GO): hyaluronic acid binding
Source: RefSeq, a predicted model, not a curated record